This is a messenger RNA of Aspergillus saccharolyticus JOP 1030-1, 3001 nucleotides long. Its product is annotated as secretory pathway Sec39 family protein. Lineage: Eukaryota; Fungi; Ascomycota; Eurotiomycetes; Eurotiales; Aspergillaceae. The record is from RefSeq and is a predicted model, not a curated record. Bases 39 to 2930 code for a protein of 963 amino acids. The transcript has 3 exons. Gene Ontology annotation, biological process: retrograde vesicle-mediated transport, Golgi to endoplasmic reticulum.
CCUCAAUUAUUGCUGAUCUUGGGCUCUGUUAAUACGCCAUGGCCAGUCCUUCUCGGAUCUCAGGUGCCCAUGCGAUUCUUUUAUCUAUUCAUCUCUGUGUCAGUGGUGAUGUCUCCAGCUUACCGCAACUCCAAGCUCAAUACUCUCGCUGGCUGCCAACCGAGCGCCUCUUGCGCAUCAUACUAACCUUUCUCCCCGAGAGUUGCCCUCCCCAAACAUACGCACCUAUCGUCGAAAGCUUGGUCGACGCUGGACACAUUAAUGCUACGACUGCUGAGAUUGAUACAUCUGCUGUAUCACAUCUGACUGAUACUAUCGCAAAGAAACGAGUACGGAAAGUUCGUUUGUUGCCCUUGAGGCAUCCCAAUGACGAGGACACCGACGAUUCUACCGAUUUGUUGACACAAUUCCUAAUUCACCGCGCUCAUCGCAUCGAUUCAGAAACCGCCCUCCAAUCCCUCAUCCUCGACCUGCUCGUGCCGUUCUACCCUCGCUCCCCCAUUCUCCGCACAUGGCUGAUUUCAAGUCUAUUGCCAUUGCUUCGCCUGAAUUAUGAAUAUUAUCCCAGCCAGGACGAGACCUUUUCUUUAGAGAUCCUCGAGUCUAUGGACAACAGUAUCGCUAUCAAUGUUCUGCUUUCGAUGACCGGCGAUACGAAGACCAGCAUGGAUCUAGUACAGAAUCUCCGCGGACUGGUGGGUGCUUGGAUGUAUGGCAGUAACAGGACCAAGCGGCGGAAGCUUAACGAAGCCGCACAGCGGAACACCCUCGCUCUGCCUGAGGACGACAUAACCCCGAAGACGAAUGCUGGGGUGGGAUGGCAGCAGGUCAACGAGUGGCUGCUGGCGCGCAGUCUGGUCGACCAUGAGAGCGCAGUCAACGCAUUCACAAACUGGGACGGCCCGGAGGAUGUCGACCUUGGAGGCUAUGCUGAGGAGGAUCCUAGUCUAACAGGCGACGAGCUGAAAGACUUGCGGAUGCGCUACGGACAGACCGGGCUGGCGGUUGUCUACGCAAAUGCCGAUGUCAGCGCGGCCGCAUUGGAAGGGUCGAUCAAAGUUCUUGCCCGAAUCGCCAGUUUCUUGGACCUAGAACAGUCGUUGUUGCUCAAGACCGACGACGCAGAACUCCCAUCAGUGGUAUACGACUCGGAGCAAAUCUCGUCUACCUCGAGAAUCUCUUUAAUGCAGAAUGCGCUUCUGACGACAACAAACCCACUUACUCGCCCCUCAGCUUCUUCCAUCUCGUUCCUCAGCGCUGUUUGCGUCUCUCUCCAAGUGCUAAGUGAAUUGGGCCAUCCGAUGCCCUGCCGGACAGCCGCAAAUCUUUGUUUACACAACAAUCUGGACACGCAACUGCUCGAAAUGCGCACUGUAGUUCAAUCCGUGGUCAGGCAAAGCAAGGCGGGUCGAGACUGGGGCAAAGUCCGCCAGCAACUACUUUGGCUGCGCGAUUGGGACGCACAACACACAUCUCAGGAGGAUAACUUCCGCCCUGCCUACCAUGGCAUCUUUUGGAGGGUCGACCGGGAGGUUAUUGAAGCCGAGAUAUUGAAAGCGCUGCUUGAAGUUAGAGAAUACCAACUCGCCGUCGACAUUUACCUCGGCUCCAACUCAACCCUGUCAUCGCUCAAGGUCGAGGAGGCUGUCAAAGAGACCAUUUACACGGCCUAUGAUAAUGCAAGCAACGGCAAUCGAACCCGCGGUGGAAUGAAGCGAGCAUACGAGAUUCUUCAAGCCUUCCAGCCGCACUUUCCAGACUCACUUGCUCUCAAGCAGAUCAACGCUCUCAUUGCAGCAACGCACUCAUUGUCAUUCUACUCCCUCACCUUACAGCACGGCGUCCCCUUCCAACCCGUCAGCAUCCGUGUGCACUCCGACCCUCUCUCCCUCGUCGAGAAAGUCCUUGAACAGAACCCUAAGAGCUACACCAAAGUCGACGACCUACUGGCUAUAGGCCGCAACCUCGUCGCGGCCGGUUUCUCCCCGCAACUCUCCGAUCACCAUGAGUCUUCUAUUUCAGAAUCCCUCUCCGAGAAGGACGCCACCCUCACCGCCGAACGCCGCAUCAUGUCUUUAGCCAUUAACUCCGCUCUCGCCUCUCAUGACUUUGGCACAGCGUACUCCUACAUCCUUACCAGGCUCACACCCACAUCUUCCCCCAAAACGCCCGACACGACGGUUACAGACGACAUCACCUGGCGGACGGUGUAUGCCGCCGGGCGGUAUCGCCCACCACCGUCUAAUAACUCUACCCCGCCCAGCACGCAGUCCCAGAUCACGCACCUCACCCAACGAAUGGAACUCCUCUCUCUCGCCAUUAUCCUUGUUCCGUCCGAUCACCCAGACCCGCUCCCCGAGAUUUUGGGUGCCUGGCGCCGCUGCGACGAGGAACUCAGCAACCUCCGCACGCAGGAAUCGUUAGAGGAGGACAUCUGGGACACCAAGGGUGAUCUCACAUCCUCUCUGACCAUGCACAGCCUCCCCGGCGGCUUUGGGCCAGCCGACUCCUCGGAACAAGACGCCCUGGAGACCCGACAGCACCAUGCCCGCCGCGCCCGCGCGCACGCUUCGCACCACCGCCUCAACCACGAAGAAGCGCCCAUGGGCCUUUUCGAAGUCGCGCGGGGCGCAGCGCUGGCUCUGCAGAAGAACGCCUUCCCGCUGCGAGCGGCAGCAUCCGCAACCAGCAAAACUGCCUCACCAGCCUCCUCGUUCCCCCAACCCCACCACAACGGCUUCACGCCCUCCGCAGCGGCCAGCUCCUCACACACGCGCACCGACUCCGCCGUCUCCGCGGAGAACUACGAACCCGGCGGGACCCCCUCCGACCGCGUCCGCAAAAGAGACGUCGUCAGCAACAUGGUGACGGACGGACUAGUCAGUGGACUAGGCUGGGUGCUCGGCGCGCAGCCCGUCAACCGCUCUUGAUUUCCGCGAACAGAUCAAGGCACAGGCGCUUAGCCGUUUUUCUAAUGAGAUUCCCGUAUGAGUAUGUUUCU